CGUAGUCGGGGACGCCGGCCGAGGCUAAUUUGCCAGGGAACCGACUGUUGUCGCCCCGCCCCCUCGGGGCUUUCAGUCCCGUUAACUGCCGCCGGCGGGGUCUGCAGCGCAGGGCGACAUGCCGGUGCGCUUCAAGGGACUGAGUGAAUAUCAGAGAAACUUUCUGUGGAAAAAGUCGUAUUUGUCAGAGUCCUAUAAUCCCUCCGUGGGGCGAAAGUACCCAUGGGCUGGACUUAGAUCAGAUCAAUUAGGGAUCACAAAAGAGCCAAGUUUUAUUUCAAAAAGAAGAGUCCCCCACCACGACCCUCAGAUUUCAAAAUCCCUGGAGUGGAAUGGAGCCAUCUCAGAAAAUGAGGUGGUUGUUCCGCCUGAACCCCAAGCCCCUCAAGCACCAAAACCACAAGAGGCAGAACAGAAAGAAGAUGCUACCCAAGAAAGAGUUCUUUCACUAGAAGCCUCCCGGGUUCCCAAGAGAACCCGAUCUCAUUCUGCGGACUCCAGAGCUGAAGGGACUUCAGAUGCUGUGGAAAAGCACCAGGAUAUUCUAAAGAACCAUAUACCAGUUAAUGAAAAUGUGGAGCUGGAACCUUCUAUGAAACCUCUUUCAGAGAAUGUAGAUAGCAGGUUGGAUAGGCAUCUGCGUAAGAAAGCUGGACUGACUGUUCCUCCUUCGAAUAAUGCCUUGAGAAAUUCUGAAUACCAAAGGCAGUUUGUGUGGAAGACCUCUAGAGAGACUGCUCCAGUGUUUGCAGCCAAUCAGGUUUUCCGCAAUAAAAGCCAAAUUAUUCCACAGUUCCAAGGUAGUUCGGUCAUCCAUGAAACUGAAUACAAAAGGAAUUUCAAGGGCUUAUCUCCAGUCAAAGAACCAAAAUUAAGAGAUGAUUUGAAAGAAAAUAUAAAUCUUGAAAUAUUAUCUCCAGAAAAGUAUAAUACGACAGACGAUCCUUCAGAAUUACAAGAGAUGGCAUCAAAAGACUCAGAGCAGCCUAAAAAGAAGCUUACUCCUUGGCGACACCAAAGGCUUGGGAAGGUGAAUUCUGAAUACAAAGCAAAAUUUCUGAGCCCAGCCCAGUAUUUAUAUACAGCUGGGUCUUGGACACGUGUGAAGGAGAACAUGUCCAGUCAGGGUUCUCUAAAUGCCAUGUGGUAUGCAGAGGUUAAAGAACUCCGAGAAAAGGCUGAGUUUUAUAGGAAGCGAGUUCAGGGAACCCAUUUUUCUCGGGAUCAUCUGAACCAGAUUCUGUCUGAUAAGAACCGCUGUUGGGAUGUCUCUUCGACCACGAGCUCAGAAGGAACCAUUAGUAGCAACAUCCGAGCGUUAGACCUUGCUGGAGAUCUUACAAGCCAUAAGACCUCCCAGAAACAGUCUCCUCCCAAACCAGAAGAAAAACAAGUUGUCUUGGAAGAUCAGCCCCAGAAAAACACCACUGGGAACUUGGACCUGUCAGAGGAGCCCACCAUGCCUGUUAGAAGGCGGCUGGCUUGGGAUACAGACAACGCUGAUGAAGACACACAGAAACAGCCCAGAGGGGAGGAGGAAGAGCAGGAGGAAAGGACAAAGGACAAGCAGAUUUCUCUGAGAGAGCUGGAGGCUCUGGACACUUGCGAGAAGGCUAAGGCAGACAGAGCUAAAGAAGGGUCAGAUUCUUCUUUAUCCUCAGGAAAGGGGGGCAGGCUUCCUACUCCAAAGCUGAGAGAACUUGGAAUCCAGAGGACUCACCAUGAUCUUACUACUCCUGCUGUUGGUGGAGCUGUUUUAGUGUCACCAUCUAAAGUGAAGCCGUCAGCCCCAGAGCAGAGGAAAAGAAUGUCUUCCCAGGAUGACUUAGAAACUCCGAGGAGUGACUUUACCAAGAAAGGAAAUUGUGCUGUGUCUCCACUGACACCUCCUGCUGCUGGUAUGGAGACAGUUGAUCCCCUGCCUUUGCGGGAAGAUUGCGAGGCCCGUAUCCCCAAAUUUGCUGAGGCUACUCUUCCAGUUUCGGAAAUUGCAGAAUACCCAACAAACACCCCUGGACAGCCUUCUCCAUGUGCUCUGCCUUGCUGGCACCCUACCCGUCGGAUUCAGGGCUGUCUGAGAGAUCCAGAGUUUCAGCAUAAUGUGGGAAAAACAAGGACGAAAAAUUUCCAGUUACCCCAGCAUGAAGCCUUUAAUGAUGAAGAUGCGGACAGAUUGUCUGAGAUUUCUGCUCGGUCAGCGGCUUCUAGUCUUCGGGCUUUUCAAACUCUGGCACGAGCUCAGAAAAGAAAGGAGAAUUUCUGGGGCAAAACAUAAACCCAGUCUUCUUGUCCAGGGAAACACUGGCAUGAUUCCUCUGUACUGUUCACUGUAUUAAGACUUUUGGAAUGUUUCCAUUUUUUUUUUCUGACACUUCCAACUUAAAUUAUUUGAUUUUUCAGUAGUCAGUUCAUUUCACCCAGAAAUUUUUGACACAGGCUUAUCCAAAUUUAACUUUUAAAGAAUUCUUUUGCACCUGUCUGUGAACACAAAGGUAUGGAUAUUAUGUAGUUCUUCCUACAUGCUGUCUCUUGCAUCAAGAUCUACCCUGAUUGUAUCCCUAAGAUUGGCCCUGGACAUUGUCACAGCUGUAGAUGUUGAAGAGGCGUUUCCUUUAGUGUUUACGUCACCACUUCUGUACACGAUUGCAGUGUUAUGAGAAUUGUCCUUUAAAAAUCCAGCUGUAUAUAUUUUUCUUAUUUAUGUAACAAAAUUUGCUGAGGGAAUAUGUAUAUUUUUGAUUUUUGUGUGUAUUCUAUUUGUACAAUAACUUUGGCAUACAUUUGAAUAAUGUCUGGAUUUUAAGAAAUUAUUUGUAUGAUGGAGAGUUAAAACUUUGUAGACAUUUUAAAAUUAAAACUGAUUAGGUAUGUUUGACUUCUCCAAAAAGAUAUUAUGUGGAAUAAAUUUCUUCUAGAAGCAUUCUAAUGGGUAAC
This is a messenger RNA of Nannospalax galili (Upper Galilee mountains blind mole rat), 2934 nucleotides long. It is a transcript of the gene Saxo6, whose product is annotated as Mdm1 nuclear protein. Bases 119 to 2275 code for a protein of 718 amino acids. The record is from RefSeq and is a predicted model, not a curated record. The transcript has 15 exons. Lineage: Eukaryota; Metazoa; Chordata; Mammalia; Rodentia; Spalacidae. Gene Ontology annotation, biological process: negative regulation of centriole replication. Gene Ontology annotation, molecular function: microtubule binding.